This is a messenger RNA of Sugiyamaella lignohabitans, 429 nucleotides long. RefSeq lists its product as uncharacterized. The record is from RefSeq and is a predicted model, not a curated record. Gene Ontology annotation, cellular component: U2-type prespliceosome; catalytic step 2 spliceosome; U2 snRNP. Gene Ontology annotation, biological process: spliceosomal complex assembly. Lineage: Eukaryota; Fungi; Ascomycota; Dipodascomycetes; Dipodascales; Trichomonascaceae. The coding region runs from base 1 to 429 and encodes 142 amino acids. The transcript has a single exon.
AUGGAUGAGAAACAACAGAGGCAAAGGAUUGAUCCCGCCACUGGCCUGCCAUAUGGUGCUGUAGCUGGUGCAUCAGCCAUUCCAGUGCGUAAAACUGUCAAAAUAGGUAGGCCGGGGUAUAAAAUCACGAAGAUUAGAGACCCAACUACUAGGCAAGUGGGAUUACAGUUUCAGAUCAAGUAUCCUGAAAUUGGUCUCGACGUCAUCCCUCGAUACAGAUUUAUGAGUGCCUUUGAACAGAAGGUUGAUAUGCCACAGGACCGUAAUUAUCAGUAUCUGCUCGUGGCCGCUGAGCCCUAUGAAACAUGUGCCUUCAAACUUGAAUCCAACGAAAUCGAUAGGUCCCCUGGAAAGUUUUGGACUUAUUUUGAUAAAGAUACUAAUGACUAUUUUAUCCAACUGUUUUUCAAAAAGUUACAUCGUGCAUAG